CACGCGCACGCACACCGCUCACAAAAGAGCAAUUCCGAAAGACGCAGCGAAAGCACUUUUUGGUUUUUUACGUUGGGGUUUUAUUUAGUUAUUUAUUUGGGGGGGCCAAAGAACACACUGAUGCUCGCUCGCUCGCUCGCUUGCAUUUUGAUCUUUUUGAGCGAUGAUGACGCCACGAGGUUGCGUCACAAAGCUUCACUAGUUGGAAGCGCUUCGUAGUACUCAUCAGUCAGUCAGUCAGUCAGGCGGACAAGGACAGGACGGGACGGGACGGGACGGGACAAGAGAAGACUUCGCGCACGGUCGACGGCGGUGGACUUCCUGCUCCUCGGCGGCAUUGACCAAUCUUGACGUUUCGCAACAUUCCUGGCUUGUCGGGACAAACUCGUCGGUGCGUCCGCACCUGUCUUGUCCUGGCCGGGGGGUGGGGGGGGCUCCUCUUUGUCGACAUCGAUCGAGGAACGCUCCUUCGCGCAGGUGCCUCCCUGGAAACAAAACAAAAAAGCCCCGCAAUGACGCAGAACGCGGCCUGCCUGGUGUUUUACUUCCUGUUUCUGGGCUCCGCCCGGGCUGCCCCGUGGACGUCCCCGCCCAUCGAGUCGGACCACCCGUUCCUGUUCCUGUGGAACGCGCCCACAGAGUUGUGCGAGAGUCGCUUCGGCCUCCCGCUGGACCUGUCGCACUUCCACCUGGUGAGCAGCACGCUCAAGUCGGCCACCAACCAGAGCGUCUCCAUCUUCUACACCGACCGCUUCGGGAUCGUGCCGUACGUGGACGAGGACACGGGCGAGUUCGUGGACGAGGGCCUGCCCCAGCUGGUGGACCUCAAGGAGCACCGUGAGCUGGCAGAGGACGACAUCGAGUUCUACAUCCCCGUCGACCGCCCGGGCCUGGCCGUGCUGGACCUGGAGGAGUGGCGCCCGCAGUGGAUCCGCAACUGGGGCAGCAAAGACAUCUACCGGCAGAUCUCCGUCGAGAGGGUGAAGACUCGGAACCCCGGCUUGUCGGACGAUGAGGCGGAGGACCGCGCCAAGAUCCUGUUUGAGCGCGCCGCCAAACGCUACUUCCUGCGCUCGCUACUCAUCGGGAAGCGGUUGAGGCCCAAACGGCUGUGGGGCUACUACCUGUACCCCGACUGUUACAACUACGACUACAACCAGGAUAUGGACCAGUUCACGGGCGAGUGUCCGGAUAUCGAGAAGGAGCGCAACGACGAGCUGUUGUGGCUCUGGGGUGAGUCCACCGCGCUCUACCCGUCAAUCUACCUGGAGGUGGCGCUGCGGGACUCGACCCAAGCGCGACGCUUCGUGCGCCAUCGUCUGGUAGAAGCCGCCAGGGUGUCGACGCUCGCCAACAGCUCGUACUCCGUCCCCGUCUACGCCUACAUCCGGCCGGUCUAUAAGGACAGCACGGACCAAUACUUGUCAGAGAUGGACCUGGUCAGCACCAUCGGCGAGGCGGCCGCGCUCGGUGCUGCCGGCGUAGUUUCCUGGGGUGACAUGAACGUGACAGAUAGCGAGGACUCGUGUUUCCACGCUCGGCGCCACCUGGAGGACGUGAUGAAUCCGUAUAUCCUUAACGUCUCCACGGCCAGCAGGCUGUGCAGCGCGGCGCUCUGCCAGAGUCGCGGCCGUUGCGUGCGCAAGCGUUGGGACCACGACGUCUUCCUCCACCUGGACCCGCGACGCUACCGCAUCGAGCGCCGCGGUCGCCGCGGCCCGCUAACCGUGAGCGGCGGCGGCGGCGGCCCGUCCCGGGAUGACGUGGACCUGUUCGACCGCCAUUUCAACUGCAUGUGUUACGACGAGUCGCCGUGCCGCUCGGCGGAGACGCUCAACGCCGUCCGGGACGAGGCCUUCUACGCCGGGAGUCGCUCGAGCGGGUGCCGCCCGCUGGCGGCUUCUCACUUCCUGCUGAUGGCCGCUGGCGCGAGUCUGCUCGGAGCUCCGUUGGGAUGAAGUCGUUCUUGUUUGCUUCUCACUCUGACGGUGAAUCAACUUCCUCUGCGGCUGUCGUAUUCAAACUUGUUUUAUUGUUGGCUAGUUCACAUUUGGACAGUUUUCUAGUGCCGCUAUUUAAUUUGCGUUUAUUUAAUCUUAAUGUGUGAUUCUUACAUUGUGCUUUUUUUAUUUUUUAUUUAUUUUUUUUCGCCCUCUUAUUGCUGGUCAAAAAUGUUGUGAAGUGGCUGUGUUUGUAAUUGUGAGAAUGAAAGUUCUCGACUGUAAUGUCCCGAAUGUUUAAUAAAGUUGUUGUACCUGA
Messenger RNA from Syngnathoides biaculeatus (alligator pipefish), 2259 nucleotides. Its product is annotated as hyaluronidase-5-like. The record is from RefSeq and is a predicted model, not a curated record. NCBI's taxonomy places the organism in Eukaryota, Metazoa, Chordata, Actinopteri, Syngnathiformes, Syngnathidae. The coding region runs from base 513 to 1958 and encodes 481 amino acids. Gene Ontology annotation, molecular function: hyalurononglucosaminidase activity. Gene Ontology annotation, biological process: carbohydrate metabolic process; hyaluronan catabolic process. The transcript has 6 exons. Gene Ontology annotation, cellular component: acrosomal vesicle.